Molecule: messenger RNA, 552 nt
Organism: Aphanomyces astaci
Lineage: Eukaryota; Oomycota; Saprolegniomycetes; Saprolegniales; Verrucalvaceae
Exons: 3
Coding region: 1-552 (183 amino acids)
Source: RefSeq, a predicted model, not a curated record
AUGACUCUGACGGCCCUUCGUCGGUAUCCCGCUGUCUUUGGCAUCUCGCCCGGGUCAACAAGCGUGCACGCCAACUUACGUGCCCCCCCGGAGGCCAAUAACGUGCCAUUUGCGGAACCUAGAGUUGGUGACGACGACUUGUCGUCGUGCUUUCCUGGCGCUCCAUUUGUACGACCGCUGCGCCAGUACUCUCGAAAACUGCGAGAUAAGAUCUGCACCAAACUGGCACCUGGCUCGAAGUACAAGCUUCCAGUGGCUACUGCAUCGAUAAUUUCCCACAACUUGACAAGAUCUCAACUGUUCUCCACCCUGGGGAGCUCUGGCUACAUGGCCAAGGGCAAUCUCAUGUUGUACACGAAGCAUUACAUGACCAACAUUAACAAAGGACGUUUGGCGAGUAUUAAAAAGACGGUGAAAACGAGAAGCAGCCAUGAAACGGCCAUCUGGGAGGAUGUCAAUGCAUUCAUAUCGAAGUUACAAGCCAACGUAUUUCACCGCACUACAGAAGUGCCAUGCAGUCCCAACAAGAAAUGCGAUCUGUGCUCACAGUAG